Messenger RNA from Physella acuta, 434 nucleotides. RefSeq lists its product as uncharacterized. Lineage: Eukaryota; Metazoa; Mollusca; Gastropoda; Physidae. The record is from RefSeq and is a predicted model, not a curated record.
CAAAAAAAUGCGUGACGUCAUUUAUAGAUGACCCCCAUGGAGAAGAUCCACACAGAAACAGUUGAAGGAAAGGGGCCUAACAUUCAAACAGCUGCCCAGGCAAAGAACCCAAUGAAUUUUCCAGAAUUGGCUUGUCGUUUGACCGAUGGUAACAAAGAGAAUCACCCAGGAUCUUCGCUGAUAAGAAAAUCUGAAGACAUACCUUAUUCUUCUAUAUCUAAAUGUGAUUUGUCUAAUGAAAAUAUUUAUUCAGUGACAAUUGCUAAAGAUAUUUUACCAUUAUUUCAAACAUCAUCUUCUGAAAUGUUGUUUUCUAUCUCUAAACCUUCCACAAUUUCUUCAAGUUUCAAGAGAUAUUUUAACAUCAUUGCCUACUUCCCACAGUUCUUAUGUUCAAAAUUUGCAAUUUUCUGAGAAACAAAGUAAUAAUAAAU